Solanum tuberosum (potato) is the source of this 1599-nucleotide messenger RNA. Its product is annotated as beta-fructofuranosidase, insoluble isoenzyme 1-like. Lineage: Eukaryota; Viridiplantae; Streptophyta; Magnoliopsida; Solanales; Solanaceae. Gene Ontology annotation, molecular function: hydrolase activity, hydrolyzing O-glycosyl compounds. The record is from RefSeq and is a predicted model, not a curated record. Gene Ontology annotation, biological process: carbohydrate metabolic process. The transcript is spliced from 4 exons. Bases 25 to 1563 code for a protein of 512 amino acids.
AUUAAUUUUUUUUUAAUAGGUCCAAUGUAUUACAAUGGUAUCUAUCAUCUAUUUUAUCAGUACAAUACAAAAGGAGAAGUAUGGGGAAAUAUUGUUUGGGCUCAUUCAGUAUCCGUAGACAUGGUUAACUGGAUCAAUUUAGAGCAUGCAAUUUAUCCAUCAGAAGUGUUCGACAAAUAUGGUACUUGGUCUGGAUCAACCACUAUUCUUCCGGGGAAUAAGCCUGUUAUUCUCUACACUGGAAUAGUGGAUGACGAACAAACUCAAGUACAAAAUUAUGCAAUACCAGCUAACUUGUCUGAUCCAUUUCUACGUAAGUGGAUCAAACCUGAUAACAAUCCGUUAGUAGUCGCUGACGAAAGCAUCAACAAGACCAAAUUUCGUGACCCAACUACAGCUUGGUUAGGUCAAGAUGGGAGUUGGAGAAUGUUGGUUGGUAGCCUUAGAAAAAACAAGAGAGGAUUAGCAAUAUUGUAUCGGAGUAGGGACUUCAUGAAAUGGACCAAAGCCCAACACCCAUUCCAUUCAGCUGCUAAGACUGGAAAUUGGGAAUGUGUUGAUUUUUUUCCAGUAUCAUUGGAGAAUACAGAUGGUUUGGACACAUCAGUUAUUGGCAAAAAAAUUAAACAUGUUCUAAAAGUCAGUCUGGAUGAUACCAGAUGGGACUAUUACACAAUUGGUACUUAUGACACGAAAAAAGAUAGAUAUGUUCCGGACGAUACAAUGAUCGAAGGAUAUCACGGAUUGAGACUGGAUUAUGGUAAUUUUUAUGCAUCAAAGACUUUCUAUGAUCCUAGCAAGAAUCGAAGAAUUUUGAUGGGAUGGUGCAACGAAUCCGAUGUUUUUCCAACAGAUGACAUCUACAAAGGAUGGUCUGGAAUUCAGGCUAUUCCUCGUAAGUUAUGGAUUGAUCCUAGUGGUAAACAUUUAGUCCAAUGGCCUAUUGAAGAAUUAGAAACCUUGAGAAAGAAAAAGGUUGAGCUAAGAAAUUAUAAAUUGAACAAGGGAGAAAAUGUAGAAGUUCAAGGAAUUACACCUGCCCAGGCUGACGUUGAAGUUACAUUUUCCUUUUCAAGUUUGGAAAAUGCAGAAGAAUUUGAUCCUAGUUGGGUUGAUCUCUAUGCCGAAGAUGUAUGUGCAAUUAGGGGUUCGACAGUUCAAGGUGGACUUGGUCCAUUUGGACUCCUAACAUUAUCUUCUGAAAACUUGGAAGAGUAUACACCUGUAUUCUUUCGAGUGUUUAAAAAUCAAGAUAAAUAUAAGGUUCUCAUGUGCUCUGAUGCCUCAAGGUCAAGCGUUAGGAAUCACAAAAAGAUGUUCAAACCCUCAUUUGCUGGGUAUGUCGAUGUUGAUCUAACAGACAAAAAGUUGUCACUAAGGAGUUUGAUCGAUCACUCCGUGGUCGCAAGUUUUGGUGCUGGUGGAAAGACAUGUAUUACAUCACGAGUUUAUCCAGCUUUAUCCAUCUAUGGUGAUACACAUUUGUUUGCUUUCAAUAAUGGUACUGAGACAGUCAAAAUUGACACUCUUGAUGCCUGGAGCAUGGAUAAAGCCGACAUGUAAAACUAAAAAAUCCUAGGAGAAAAGAAGAAAACAUAA